Cyprinodon tularosa is the source of this 1695-nucleotide messenger RNA. RefSeq names its product transmembrane protein 106B-like. Bases 191 to 982 code for a protein of 263 amino acids. NCBI's taxonomy places the organism in Eukaryota, Metazoa, Chordata, Actinopteri, Cyprinodontiformes, Cyprinodontidae. The transcript has 8 exons. The record is from RefSeq and is a predicted model, not a curated record.
ACCAGAUCGAACAUGAAGAAGAAGUAAAGCAACCAAAACAAAACAGUGAGAAGGAGAGCUGACCCAGGCUGAACCGAUGAAUGUUUCCUCACUGACACUGGAAGACUAGAUCCCGGCAUCCAUGGUUUCAUUUGGCUGAUUUAUUUAAAGUAAUAUUUCAAUAUAAGAGCUGCUGUGUUCAGCAGAGACCAUGGGGAUUUCUGUGUCCCUCACCUCCAAGCAAACUCCCCUCAUUAACGAGGACACCUUGUCUUCUCCUGUGGAGGACGGACAGACGGAGGCAGGCAGGGUGUCUGACGUCUCCCAGUUUCCCUACGUGGAAUUCACUGGAAGAGACAGCGUGACGUGUGCGACGUGUCAGGGAACCGGCAGGAUCCCCAGAGGACAGGAAAAUCAGCUGGUUGCGUUGAUCCCAUACAGCGAUCAGAGACUGCGGCCCAGAAGGACGAAGUUGUAUGUAUCUGUAUCCGUGGCGCUCUGCCUGUUGGUAUGCGGUCUGGCAGUUUUCUUCCUCUUCCCUCGCUCCAUUGAUGUAACCUAUGUUGGGGUGAAGUCAGUUUCUGUCAGCUAUGACCAAGAGGGGCACAGAGUCUAUCUCAACAUCACGAACACUCUGAACAUCACCAACAACAACUAUUACUCUGUGGAGGUGGCCAACAUCACAGCUCAGGUGCAGUUCGCCCGGCUGGUGAUCGGUACAUCUCGGAUCAGCACCGUCAUCGCCAUAAGUCCUCUGGACGAGAAACAGAUCGAUUACAUGGUCCCCACUCGCAUUGAAGAUGAGUUGAGCUACCUGUAUGAAUACUGCACUCUGGAAACCAUCAAGGUUCACAACCUCGUGGUCAUGAGUCAGGUGACCGUCACGGCGACCUACUUCGGCCACUCAGAGCAGGUAUCUAAGGAGAUGUAUCAGUAUGUGGAUUGUGGGGGGAACACUACGGCGUUCAGAGGAGCAGAUAACGGCCUACUUCCUGCUGAGUGAUACUCCUGCUGUAGCUCCGCCCACAUCAUCCUGGUUCAGAUUUUUUUGUUUUAUUUUGGGUUAAAAAAACUACUGUUGUUAAAAUAAAUCAUUUUUAUUUUCUUUGAGAGUUUAUUAAAAAGACUAAGAUAAGGUUAACUUUUCAUCUUAGUCUUUUACAAAUUUAUGAAUCAAACCUAAAACAUAAUUCAUUUUUUUUACUUGGAAAUGUUAUAAAAGCUUUUAUUUAUAGAAGUAACCUUUUUAAAAAUCCGAGUUGUGGAUAUUGAUAGUUUGGUUUCUAAGCAGCGGCGCCUUCCUCCACUGUUCAUAAAGGGAGCCAUGUUUAUCACCUCCCUGUGACCAGCAGUGAUGUUCAGGAUUAACUUUGGAGGAAGGAGCCUCCUUGCUGUUCACUGAACUCAGUCUUUGUGUUUUUAUGAUUUCUGUUUUGUUUUUGUCUCAAAAGAAGCUCGUUCCUUUGACUUUUCUGUACCUCCAACUGACUUCAUGUUGAAUGUGCUGCUAAAGUUCUGUUUAGGGUUUAUAUUAAUGAUUCUUAGGUGGAAAUCAGUGGCUGCUGGCCAAUAGAGGGCGCUAGGGUGCCGCCCCUCUCACCAAAAUAACUUGACAAAACUAUAACACCAAAUAAAAUAAAAAAAUUAAAUUAAAUAAUUAAAUUAAAAUAUUCUGAAAUAAAUUAAUAUAUAUUUUUUAGAUGUUCAAGAUAAAUA